CGAUGGUUCCGAUGACGCCAUUUGUGAGUGGCAGCCAUUUUCUGGAAGCAUUGUUUGCUAGUUAUCUGUACCCGCGCAAGAAUUUUGGCCUCCCGAGCGUUAAAAGUUCGCUCAAGAAGUCCUCUUUGAACAAAUACCUACUACAAUUUUGCACAAUUGGUAUUUUUUGAGAAGAGCUUGUUUAAACUGCUGUUUUGUGUUGGAAAUUGCUGUAGGCAGCCGAGGACCAUCGCUGCCCAGAUCCUGUUCCCACUCUGAAACUUUUGCCAUCUUCAUCCAAACUGAAGGAAACUAGGAGAGUUUCAGAAAUGGCAGAGGAUUUCGACGUGGAGGCUAUGCUGGAGGCGCCCUACAAAAAAGGAGAAGAUGGGCCAAUUACCAAGAUCUCAAGAGAAAAUGGGACGUCGGAAAGCAAGAAAAGCAAGAGAAGAAGCCGCAGCCGGUCCCGCGACAAGAAGGAGAAGGAGCGAGACCGAGGAGAGCGAGAGCGAGAGAGAGACAAGAAGCGGGAUCGUAGCGGGGAUCGUGGCGGGGACCGUGUCAGCGCUCGCGGUGGGGACGGCGGCCGGGAUCGCGGCAGGGAUCGUGAUCGGAAGCAUCGCAGCCGCAGCCGGGACGGAAAGCACCGCAGUCGCAGCCGAGACCGCAAGCAUCGCAGCGGCAGUGGCAGCCGCAGCCGCGAGCGUCGCCGCAAGCGCUCGCUGACGCCCCUGCUGCUGCCCCGCCGGGAGAGGGGUAGUGGCGGCGGUGGUGGUGGCGGCGGUGGCGGCGGCGGCAGUGGAAAAAGAAAAGGUCUUGACAGGAGUCCACCUACACUCCUUGGAAAGCCAGAUGAGCUCACGCCUGAAGAGCGUGAUAUGCGCACAGUCUUUUGCAUGCAGUUAUCCCAAAGAAUUAGAGCCAGAGAUCUUGAAGAGUUUUUCUCGUCUGUUGGAAAGGUGCGAGAUGUGCGACUCAUCAAAUGUAACAAAACAAGACGCUUCAAGGGCAUUGCUUAUGUAGAAUUUAAAGAUCCUGAAUCUGUAACUCUGGCUAUGGGGUUGGCAGGUCAGAAACUUCUUGGUGUCCCUAUCAUUGUCCAACCAACACAGGCUGAAAAGAACCGUGCUGGAAACUCAAUGCCCAAUCUUCAGCCUAAAGGAACACCUGGGCCCAUGAGACUCUAUGUAGGGUCAUUGCAUUUUAACAUCACUGAAGACAUGCUUAGGGGAAUUUUUGAGCCAUUUGGAAAGAUUGACAACAUUCAGCUCAUCAUGGAUGCAGAAACUGGUCGUUCAAAAGGAUACGGCUUCUUAACUUUCCACAAUUCAGAGGAUGCCAAGAAAGCACUGGAACAAUUAAAUGGCUUUGAGCUAGCUGGGCGGCCUAUGAAGGUUGGAAAUGUCACAGAAAGGACUGAAAAUGCUCAGGGCCCUUCAAUUCUGGAUACGGAUGAAUUAGAUCGCACUGGUAUUGAUCUGGGUGCUACUGGUCGAUUACAACUCAUGUACAAACUUGCUGAAGGAACUGGCCUCCAAAUUCCUGCUCCAGCUGCAGCUGCUCUCAACCUGAAUACAACAACAGGUGUCCCUAUUGCGACAGCGCAACCUGCCCCUCCCAUAGCCACUCAAUGCUUUAUGCUAGCAAAUAUGUUUGAUCCAGCAACGGAAACCAAUCCAAGCUGGGACACAGAAAUUCGGGAUGAUGUGAUUGACGAAUGCAACAAGCAUGGAGGGGUCCUGCAUGUUUAUGUUGACAAAGCUUCACCAACUGGCAAUGUGUAUGUUAAAUGUCCGACGAUUGCCACAGCUGUUGCUGCUGUAAAUUCCCUUCAUGGAAGAUGGUUUGCAGGACGAAUGAUUACUGCAGCGUAUGUACCUUUGGUGAAUUACCACAAUCUCUUCCCCGACACAAUUACUGCUUCGCAGUUAUUAGUGCCGACCAGAAGGGGUGUCUGAAGAAGAAGAAAACCAUAUGAACUAAAACUGUGAAAAGUCUAGUGCAUUCGUGCCUUCAUCCCAUCAUCUGACAGCUGUGCUGUUCUUUACAUUAGACCAAGCUAUGGUUGGGGGUUCUAAUAGUGUGUAAGAUCAGAGAUGACUUGAAUACCUGGUCGUUAAAGACUGGAUACUUUUGGUGUUACCAUUACCAUAUUUUCUUAUGCUUGGGCGCACAAGUGUUUUAGUCUUGUGUGUCAAAGAUAUUCCCUACAUUUGGGUAUAUCAAACCGGUUUUUAUUGUGUCAUUUUUUUUCCCACACAUAGAUGUGCUUCUUGUGAUGUGGAAUUGGCUGUGAAUUGUGCAAUUCCUUUAAAGCACUGCAGCGGGAAAUGUUGUUUUUCCACAAUUAUGUAUAUAUUUGUGAUGUUACUGGUUUUUAUGUUUCCAUUGUGUGGAAAUUGUUGAAUAGUCACAUGUAUUCUAAUAUCAUUCCAUCCUAGCUGGACAGCACUAUAUUUUGUUUACCGGAACUGGCUUGGAGGAAAGUUUGUUAUCAAUAAACUCUGUCCCUUUUUUUUCUUCCUUUCUUUUUCAGUGACAUUUGUAUGUGUGCAAUUUCACUGUUAAUAAGGUCAAAUGUUUGUGACAUAAUCAAUGAUUCAUAAAUCGAUCUUUUUUUAAAAAAGUAACCCAA
This is a messenger RNA of Thrips palmi, 2614 nucleotides long. It is a transcript of the gene Caper, whose product is annotated as RNA-binding protein 39. Gene Ontology annotation, molecular function: RNA binding. Lineage: Eukaryota; Metazoa; Arthropoda; Insecta; Thysanoptera; Thripidae. Gene Ontology annotation, cellular component: nucleus. The transcript has 11 exons. The record is from RefSeq and is a predicted model, not a curated record. Gene Ontology annotation, biological process: mRNA processing. The coding region runs from base 309 to 1937 and encodes 542 amino acids.